Rhinolophus ferrumequinum (greater horseshoe bat) is the source of this 3013-nucleotide messenger RNA. RefSeq names its product adhesion G protein-coupled receptor E5 (gene ADGRE5). NCBI's taxonomy places the organism in Eukaryota, Metazoa, Chordata, Mammalia, Chiroptera, Rhinolophidae. Gene Ontology annotation, biological process: adenylate cyclase-activating G protein-coupled receptor signaling pathway; cell surface receptor signaling pathway. Bases 57 to 2450 code for a protein of 797 amino acids. The transcript has 19 exons. Gene Ontology annotation, molecular function: calcium ion binding; G protein-coupled receptor activity. Gene Ontology annotation, cellular component: membrane. The record is from RefSeq and is a predicted model, not a curated record.
CCCGGAGGCUAAGGGACGCUGCAGAGCUACACAGCUGUCCAGCCUGGGAACACUGGAUGGCCCUGCCCCAACCUCUUCUUCCCCUGCUGGCAGCUCAGACCAUGGGAGGCUCCCGCUGCAGAGUCUUUCUCGUUCUACAUGCGCUGUGUGCCUUGCUGAUUCUGUUGGAAAUUGAAUCUGGGAACACCACUGCCUCUGCCUCCACAGACUGUGCUCGCUGGUGCCCUCUGAACUCCAAAUGUGUCAAUGCCACCGCCUGUCGCUGUUCUCCGGGAUUCAAUUCUUCAUCUGGGGAGAUCUUCACCAGCUCCUCAGAGACAUGUGAUGACAUAAUCGAGUGUGGACCACCUCCGGUAGUGUCCUGUGGAAAAUUUGCAGACUGCAAGAACACGGAGGGGAGCUACUACUGCACAUGCAACCCAGGAUACGAGCCUGUUUCUGGGGCAAAAAUGUUCAGAAAUGAGAGUGAGAACACGUGUCAAGACAUAGACGAAUGUCAGCUGUACCCCAGAAUCUGUAAGGGCCGCAGCAUCUGUGUCAACACUGCAGGCAGCUACACCUGCGAGUGCCCGCCUGGCUUCGAGUUCGACCAGCAGCACCCAAACCUGUGCAAAGAUGUGAAUGAAUGUACUUCGGAGACAAAACCAUGCCACAAAACCACCCACUGCCUCAACAGUGUGGGCAGUUAUAAGUGCCGCUGCCGCCCAGGCUGGAAGCCAAUGCCUGGGUCCCCCAAUGGCCCAAACACCACCAUCUGCGAAGUGAUCUCCUUCCCCACCUGGACCCCGCCCCAUGGAAUCAAGAGCCAGAGUCUCUCCCACUUCUUUGAAAAGGUCAAGAAUCUGAGCAGUAACUCUGACUCGCCUCAGGUCACCAUCCGUGAUCUCAUCAAGUCAUUGGAGGAGCUACUGGAAGAACCCGGGGACCUGGAGACCCUGGACUCGUGGGCCCGGCUCCGCAUAGCCACCAACCUGCUGUCAGGCCUUGAAAACUUCCUGAGGACCCUGGCCUUAACCAUGCCUGAAGCCCCCUUCACCUACCAUUCCCCCAAAAACACAGAGCUGUCCCUGAUGAUUCAGAAGCAAGGGAAUGGAAAUGUCACCAUGGGCCAGAGCCAUGCACGCAUGCUGCUGAACUGGUCCAUGGCAGCUGGGAGCAAGGACUCAGGCCCCUCCGUGGCAGGCAUGCUCUCCAGCCCAAGCAUGGGUCAAUUGCUGAAAAACGCCGCCUUCAAUCUGGACUCCGAGAAGAAAGCCGAGCUGGAAAAGACACAUGAAAGUCCCGUCAGGGCUGUCCAGCACAGCCUCGUCUCUGCUGUCAACUCGGUCUUUCUGAGCAACACGAAGACAGAGAAACUAGACGCCCCUGUCACCUUCGCCUUCUCCCACUCUGUAAUGCGUAAACUUGAGACACGGCAGGAGCUGAUCUGUGCCUUCUGGAAGGGUGACAAUAAGAGUGGCGGGUACUGGGACACUACCGGCUGCUGGAAGCUGGGCGGCUGGAAUGGCAGCAUCACCUGUCAAUGCAGCCACCUGAGCAGCUUUGCCAUCCUCAUGGCCCACUAUGACAUUGAGGACCUGAAGCUGGCCCUGAUCACCAAGGUGGGACUGUCGCUGUCACUGGUCUGCCUGCUGCUGUGCAUCCUCACCUUCUUGCUAGUGCGGCCCAUACAGGGUUCGCGCACUACCGUGCACCUGCACCUUUGCAUCUGCCUCUUUGUGGGCUCCGCCAUUUUCCUGUUGGGCAUCGAAAACGAAGGCGACAAGGUGGGGCCAGGCUGUCGCCUAGUGGCCGGGCUACUGCACUACUGGUUUCUGGCCGCCUUCUGCUGGAUGAGCCUCGAAGGCCUGGAGCUCUACUUCCUUGUGGUGCGCGUGUUCCAGGGCCAGGGCCUUGGGAAGCGCUGGCUCUACCUGAUCGGCUAUGGCGUGCCCGGGCUCAUCGUGGCUGUCUCGGCGGCCGUCAAAAGCGAGGGCUACGGCCGUGUCAAAGGCUGUUGGCUGGACUACGAAGGCGGCCUCAUCUGGAGCUUCAACGGACCCGUGGCUUUCAUCAUUUUGUGCAAUGCUGUCAUCUUCGUGACAACUGUCUGGAAGCUCACUCAAAAGUUCUCUGAGAUCAACCCAGACAUGAAGAAAUUAAAGAAGGCGAGGGUGCUGACCAUCACCGCCCUGGCACAGCUCUUCCUGCUGGGCUGUACAUGGGUCUUUGGCCUGUUCCUCUUGGACCUGAGGAGCCAGGUGCAGUCCUACACCUUCACCAUCCUCAACUGCCUGCAGGGCUUCUUCCUCUUCCUGCUGCACUGCCUGCUCAACAAGAAGGUGAGAGAGGAGUAUCGGAAAUGGGCUUGCAUGGUCAUCGGGAACAAGUAUUCGGAGUUUGCCACGUCCACAUCGGGGUCCAGCAACAAUCAGACUCGGGUCCUCAGGCCAUCAGAGUCGGGCAUGUGACCCUGCAGCUCUGGCCAGGCCAGCAACGCCUGUGGCCUCAGCAGCUUUUGCACACGUGGAAGACUGUCCCCUUCUCUUCUACCACUCUGCUCCCUCUGCCAUCCUGCCCCCGUAUGUGCCUCGGGGAGAAGGAGUUGACAGUUGUUGCCUGGCACCAAACCCUGGAGCACACAGCCAGGGUGGAAAGUCAGACUUGACGGACCUGCUUUUGGUUGCCUCUGCUGUACCCCAGCUGGGAUCUAGGGUGGGCUGGAGCUGGCCCCGGGCUGCAGCCCCUUGCCCAGGUACACAACACCCGGACAGAUUGAGGGCUCCUGUGCCCGCCUGGCCUUCCUCUCAUCUCUUUGCUACAGAACAAAAAGCAAGAGUGCUGGGGUUCCUUUUCCUGUUAAGCUAAGACUGGGGUCAGGAAUGGGAGAAGGGCAGAGCCCUUCCUGGCUGCACUGCCUGUGGUUCACGGUACAGAGGCCUAUCUGCCCCGCACUGGAGCAGAGGGUUCUCACUGUUUUGAAGUGUGGAUGUUGUGUAAUAUUUUUUUAUCUGUAUAAACUUUUCAACGUUGA